CCUGGGGCGGCUUCCGGCGCGGCGGCUGCCCGGGCUGCGGGCGGCAGUUGGGUGACGGGCUGAUGCUGGCGGCGCGGCACGUCGUGUGCGCCCUGUCCGGCGGCGUGGACAGCGCGGUGGCCGCGCUGCUGCUGAGGCGGAGAGGUUACCAGGUGACAGGGGUGUUCAUGAAAAACUGGGACUCACUGGAUGAACAUGGCGUGUGCGCUGCUGACCGGGACUGCGAGGAUGCUUACAGGGUCUGCCAGGUCUUAGACAUCCCUUUCCACCAGGUGUCCUAUGUGAAGGAGUAUUGGAAUGAAGUGUUCAGUGAUUUUUUGAAUGAGUAUGAAAGAGGAAGGACUCCUAAUCCCGACAUAGUCUGCAACAAGCAUAUCAAGUUCAGCUGCUUUUUCCGUUAUGCUGUGGGUAAUCUUGGAGCAGAUGCUGUUGCCACAGGCCACUACGCAAGAACUUCACUGGAGGAUGAAGAAGUCUUUCAACAGAAGCAUAUUAAGAGGCCAGAAGGGCUUUUCAGAAAUCGAUUUGAAGUUAGAAAUCCGGUAAAACUUCUCCAAGCAGCUGACAGCUUUAAAGACCAGACCUUCUUUCUCAGCCAGGUUUCCCAGGAUGCCCUGAGAAGAACCAUCUUCCCUCUAGGGGGAUUAACGAAGGAUUUUGUAAAGAAAAUAGCUGCUGAGAAUAGACUCCAUCAUGUGCUCCAGAAGAAAGAGAGCAUGGGGAUCUGUUUCGUCGGUAAAAGAAACUUUGAGCAUUUCAUUCUUCAGUAUUUGCAGCCUCGACCUGGGAAAUUUAUUUCUAUUGAGGACAAUUCAGUUCUGGGAACACAUAAAGGUUGGUUCCUGUACACCCUGGGCCAGAGAGCUAAGAUCAGCGGCCUGAGGGAGCCCUGGUACGUGGUGGAGAAGGACGCUGCCAAGGGUGACGUGCUCGUGGCCCCCCGGACAGACCACCCAGCCCUAUACCGGGACCUGCUGAGGACCAGCCGUGUGCACUGGAUUGCAGAGGAGCCACCUGCCCCCCUGGUCCGGGAUAAGAUGAUGGAGUGCCACUUCCGAUUCCGCCACCAGAUGGCGCUAGUGCCCUGUGUGCUGACCCUCAAUCAGGACGGCACCGUGUGGGUGACUGCUGUGAAGGCUGUGCGGGCCCUCGCCCUGGGGCAGUUUGCCGUGUUCUACAAGGGGGAUGAGUGCCUGGGCAGUGGGAAGAUCCUGCGCUUGGGGCCGUCGGCCUACACACUCCAGAAGGGCAGGAGCAGAGCCAGAGUGGCUCCUGAGGGUUCCAGUGAGGGACCCAGCAAAGAUCCAGGCCCGUGCCCCACACCCUGACAGAAGCCGAGCCACAGGAGGACCCUGUGACAGCAGAGCCUGGGGCUGAGCAGCGUAGCUGGGGCAGGGCAGGGCAGGGCAGUGAUGGACUCAGUGCUGCCUGGACCAGGGGCAGCCCCAGGAAGGUGCUGAAACCAGCAACAGAAGCAUCCGAUGGCCAGUGGGUCAGCCCCGAGGCCCUGUUCAGUCUCCUUCAUGCUCACCCCCUGGGACAGUUGCCCUGGAAGAACACUGCAGGGACGGCAUUGAAUAAAAAGUCCAACUGGGA
This is a messenger RNA of Marmota monax (woodchuck), 1596 nucleotides long. It is a transcript of the gene Trmu, whose product is annotated as tRNA mitochondrial 2-thiouridylase. Gene Ontology annotation, biological process: tRNA wobble position uridine thiolation. Bases 63 to 1328 code for a protein of 421 amino acids. Gene Ontology annotation, cellular component: mitochondrion. NCBI's taxonomy places the organism in Eukaryota, Metazoa, Chordata, Mammalia, Rodentia, Sciuridae. The transcript is spliced from 11 exons. Gene Ontology annotation, molecular function: sulfurtransferase activity. The record is from RefSeq and is a predicted model, not a curated record.